Molecule: messenger RNA, 474 nt
Organism: Physella acuta
Lineage: Eukaryota; Metazoa; Mollusca; Gastropoda; Physidae
Product: prostatic spermine-binding protein-like
Source: RefSeq, a predicted model, not a curated record
AUGCCACCAUCACCAGCGGAGCAUGACGCAGAAUUAAUUAUCUUGGUUAUAUGUGAUGAUGGGGAUCCGGGUGAUGAUGAUGUGGAUGAUAAUGAUCAUCGUGAUGAUGAUAAUGAGGGUGUUAAUGAUGGUGAUGAAGAUAACGACCAUGACGAUGAUGACAAUGGGGAUCAGGGUGAUGAUGAUGGUGAUGAUAAUGAUCAUCGUGAUGAUGAUAAUGAGGGUGAUAAUGAUGGUGAUGACGAUAACGACCAUGACGAUGAUGACAAUGGGGAUCAGGGUGAUGAUGAUGGUGAUGAUAAUGAUCAUCGUGAUGAUGAUAAUGAGGGUGAUAAUAAUGGUGAUGACGAUAACGACCAUGACGAUAAUGAUAAUGGGGAACAUGGUGAUGGAUACGAUCAAAGUGGUGCUGAUGAUGGUGAUGAAGAGGAAGAGGAGGGGCAUGGUGAUAAGUAUAAUAACGAUAUAACCUAA